AUAGCUGAGAUAGAGUAAUUCCAACCACUCCUUUUCUAUCUCUUUGUCUAUCUGUCUGUCCGUUUCUCGUACUUAUGUUGCACUGCAAUAUCAAACUCGCAGAAUUGCAAGAACUCAUUCCAAUACUGCAGCGUCCAACAAAAUUUUAGCAAGAUUUGAAUAGGGAUUUCAUCAACAAUCUUCGGAAGGAAGCUUAGUUAUUUCCGUCUUUUCUCUCUUAUCACAUACAAAACGUAAUCAAACGCAUGUCAGACAAUCAAAGCUAUCAAGUAUUCUUACAUUGCACAUCUGUUCACGCCUACAUUGACAUAAGAAAUCACACAAAGCUAAUAACCUCACAAGGAAAAGGAUGUCUUCAUUGGGCAAUCAAACCAUGUAUGGCUUCACUGUAACAUCUCUUGAUGGGAAACAGAAACAAUUGUCUGAUUACCAGGGAAAGGCAUGCAUGAUCAUCAAUGUUGCAUCUCUUUGAGGCACGACCACGCGCGACUACCAUCAGCUCAAUGAGCUGGCGGGAAAGUACGGGUCGCGCGGCUUUGAGGUUCUGGCGUUCCCCUGUAACCAGUUCGGGCAUCAGGAGAAUUGUAAGAAUGAAGAGAUUCUGAACUUGCUGAAAUACGUCAGACCAGGACAGGGUUAUGAACCACAAUUUCCAAUAUUCUCCAAAGUAACGGUCAAUGGUAAGGACAGCCAUCCUCUCUUCACCUUCCUCAAAACCAGCCUCCCUUUCCCUAGUGACCUGGCAGCAGGGGCGGGAUCAGUCCUCAUGAAUGACCCUAAGGGAAUCAUCUGGAGUCCUGUUAGACGUUAUGAUAUCAGCUGGAACUUUGAGAAGUUCUUGAUUAACAAAGAUGGAGUACCAGUUGCAAGGUACAGUCCCAAACUGCCCCCUGCAGACAUGGCUGGAGAUAUUGAGAAGCUCUUGUAGGCUGUGGCAUAUGCUGCAAAAAAAUUAUGUUCAAUGUUAUUUCAAAACAAAUCUUUCCAUGAUUUGAAUUAUUUCAAAACAAAAUCUUUCCAUGAUUUGAAAUAAUUUAAUGGCUUUCUAUCAAAUGGAAAAAACAAAUUUUAGUCAUUGACUUUGAAAAUAACACUCGCACAUUGAAUUAUCUUUGAAAAAAGCUCGAUAUUGACAAAGAAACUAAAUCUUUAAGUUGUAUCACUGUGUAUGACAUGGGAAUUAUAUUUCCAUUUCAGAUUUUCUGUUGAUUUAUUAAUUUGAGUUUAUUUACACAAUUUAAUACUUUGUUGAUUUUUUUCUUAAUAAAAAUCAGGAACUCUGUUGUUGGGCAUUAAAUGAGUAUUAAUGUUUAAAAUAUAUUGCCUUACAUUGUUUACCUCUUGUUGUACAUAGGCAGAAGGUAGACCUUCAUUAGCAUUGUUUUUUCAGUUUCAAUAUUCUUUAUUAAACUUUCUUCUUGGACAUUCAUGAACAUUUACCUGUUAGAAAAUAAAGUCAAGACAAUCAUGCAUUUUGUAUGUAAUUCAGCAUGAAAUAGCCCCCCCCCCACCCCCGUUGGGGAAAUAAUUGGUUAACCCACUCAUAUGAUUAUGUGCUAUAUUCAAUGUAUAAUUGAUGCCAGCUUAGCCAAUCCUAUAAUGUGAUCCCAUAUCUGAUUAUAUGUAAAGCAUUAAUUCAUCAAUCAGUAUUUUGUGUGUGAUUUUAACCUUGACAAUGUUAUCAACUAGGAUAACCUGUAACACUUCCAUUGAUUAUUAUUUAUUCUUCACAAUAGUAUUUAUUUGUAUUUGCACUUGACAGCUUUUAUUUUCUGUGUUGUCUUUUUUUCAAAGACCAUUUUUCCUUUAUGAUAGUAUUGUUUUUAAAUCAAGCCUUGAAGAAAUGAUAUUUGAUGUGUUGGAAAACCGAUGUACUUUAAGAAAAAAAAGGAAACACUGAAAAUAAUGGUUUGUUUUUAUGUGCUUUGACAUUCAUUAGUCUUCAGGGUCAGUAUGUAGAUGUGACAUGAGAAGUAUUAGUAUUGUAUGUGCCUUUAUUUCAUGCUUUCUUUACCUCUUGCAGAUGUCUCCCAUUGAUUUUUAUUCUCAUCUAUGAUGGCGUUGUCUUAAACUCUUAAUAGAGAGAGUAAUGCCGGAUGCUUUACAGAAUCUAAUCAAACGCAAUGCAAGAGAUAAAGUAAACAUUUGAAGAUCAUUUUACAUAGAGAGAAAAUAUUAAAAUAACCACCAAGAAAAGUUUUGAUUGCUCAGAUUUUCUUUGUCCAAUGUCUCAACCACUCCAAAUAUGGGAUCCCUAUGUUAAUACCUUGAUUAAUCAGUUUUUCGGGCCACAUAAUUUCACAUAUUUUUGUAUUGUUUAGGCUUCCACCAACUGAGAGUUUAGAAGGCCAGCAUUCACUAACUACUUUUUAAAGCCAAAUGGUCAAUCAUUUUUUUUUUCUUUUUGCUGCUUGUUGUCUUGCAAUUGUUGGAGAAAAAAGUGACAAUGAUUAGGUGUUUAGAGGGUGAUACGACAUAUGCUUUUGUCUGUGGCAUUUGCUCCUUAAUAUCUCAGAGGGAAUAGGGUUUUGAGUUAGGAUUGUAAGAGAAUUUCAGUUCAGAACAAUGUAAAGAUUAAGAUCAGGGUUUAUUUAGUUUUGGAAGUUAGGUUUUGUCGGAGCAAUUGUCGCCAGAGCUCAUGUCAUGGAACCAUUUAGAGAUUAUAUAGAAUAUAUAUAUCUGUAAAUGGUUCCAUGACGUGCUCUGGUGUUGUAUAUUGUGUUGAAGGCAUGUUCAGCUAAA
This is a messenger RNA of Lytechinus pictus (painted urchin), 2742 nucleotides long. Its product is annotated as glutathione peroxidase 1-like. Lineage: Eukaryota; Metazoa; Echinodermata; Echinoidea; Temnopleuroida; Toxopneustidae. Gene Ontology annotation, biological process: response to oxidative stress. Gene Ontology annotation, molecular function: glutathione peroxidase activity. The transcript has 4 exons. The record is from RefSeq and is a predicted model, not a curated record.